AUGUCGCUGACUCGAGGCGUGGGAGCUGAUCAGUCUCUGUUGCAUUUCCUCUCGAACACAUAUUUGAGAUGGCUACCAGCAACGAGUGUCGAUGACAUGGAGCUCUCCUCCCUGGUGGGCGGUCUUGAAGCGUUGAACAGCGGUGUGACUACCAUCAUUGACACUUGCGAGUCUUUCCACUCCGGUGAACAUGCGGAAGCCGAGUUGUUGGGACUGAAGAAGUCAGGAGUCCGUGCCUUCUUUUGCUUUGCCAUGAGCGAUGACGCGUAUGGUACCGCCGCCGUUGGCAAAGAGGGCUGGGAAGCCCGCGUGGCACACAUCCAAAAGAUGCGCUCCACAAAUGAUCCCGAUGACCUGGUGCAAGUUGGAAUGGCCCUCAGUCAGCCCGGCAGCACUCCUUUUGAUUUGACCAAGCUGGAGAUCGCUUUUGCAGAAAAGCAUGGUCUCUUGUGCUGCUCUCAUUCAUGCGGCCUUGAGAACUCUAUCAUCACGAAGGAUAUUGAAGAACGCGCCAGUCAUGGAUUGAUGAAGCCAGGCCAUGUUUACAUCCACUGCACCAACCUCACUAAGCGUGAAAUUGAGCUUAUUGCUGAGUCCAAGGGCAAAAUCUCUGUCGCGACCGAGACAGAUAUGCAGAUGGGUAUGGGAAUUCCCCCAAUCAGAGCCUGCAUCGAGAACGGCAUCAAUCCUUCUCUAAGCAUCGAUACAUCAGCUGCUGUCGCCCCGGAUCUGCUUGGGCAAAUGCGACUUGCCCUUCAGAUGCAACGGUGCUUAGACAAUGACGCCGUUCACAAGACUCGCCAAGUCCCCCUUGACCUCGAAUACGGUGUCCGGGAUGCCCUCAUCUGGGGAACGAGAAACGGCGCCGAAACCGUUGGCAUGAUUGACCGUAUCGGCACCCUCACUCCUGGAAAACAGGCUGACAUCGUUGUCAUCACUUCGAAGAACGCAAUCAGUGCCUCUGCGUACCCCCUGGGAACAGCUGUUCUUCAUUCCAGUCCCGCCGAUGUCGACACUGUCAUGGUCAGAGCUGCUACCUCUACCGCCACCACUGCAGCACCAACAUGUACAGCGUCUCUCACCACAACUCUCUGCGACUACCCGAGUACGGACUUUGCCGUCGCCAUUGAAAGCAGGGCAUCCUGCUGGGACUACUGUAACGACCACCAGCCAUGCAACUUCGUCAUUUUCAAUCCCGGCAACCCUUACCUGGGCAUCGGCACUUGCUGGCUGUACCCCGGCGAGACUUUCGACAAGAGUGAAGCUAGCUCAGACUGCUCCAAUCCCUACCUUGAAGUCUACGACAAGCCCACGUGUUCUGGCGGAGCGACAACCACCACUACUUCCGGCGCCUGUACCGCCACCGCGACUCCCUCUGCCGUUGCCUCGGUCUGCGGGUAUCCGGCACCUGAAGACUGCUUUUACGACUGCUAUGCUAGCUCAGGUGCGCCAAACUGCUUGAGUAUCUGCGCAAAGGCAGAAGCCUGUAGCUAUGUCGUCUUUAAGCCGGGUCAGGACAGCUACUCGCCAUAUGCCCCCGGCACCUGCUGGGUCUACCCGAACGGCACAUAUGACGAUCAGUCUACGACCACUUGCAGUGGUAAACCUGAGCAGUAUGUGUAUGAGAAUCUGUGUCCCAAGCCCUCGAGUUCAUCAUCGUCCUCGUCCUCGUCUUCGUCUACUACCACGGGUUCGGCCAUUGCUGCUGCUGCCGCCAUGGUCACUUCUACCACCAGCAAGAAUUCUGCGCCCACUGGCAUCUCCCUUAAUCGUCCAAUGUCGUUCGGCAUGGCUGCAUUGGUGUGGCAGGCUUUGUAA
This is a messenger RNA of Penicillium brevicompactum, 1818 nucleotides long. Its product is annotated as Metallo-dependent hydrolase. Gene Ontology annotation, molecular function: hydrolase activity, acting on carbon-nitrogen (but not peptide) bonds. The record is from RefSeq and is a predicted model, not a curated record. The coding region runs from base 1 to 1818 and encodes 605 amino acids. Lineage: Eukaryota; Fungi; Ascomycota; Eurotiomycetes; Eurotiales; Aspergillaceae. The transcript has a single exon.